CCUUCACCCUGACUUCACUUUGUCCCACAGUGAGAAACACAUACACACUGGUCAGAUCUGCUUAGCUAUGCAGGUGAAGAUCCAGCCCUGUCUGAGGAUGGGCACCUUCCUCCUCCUCUUCUUGUUCACCUCAGAGGAAGCCCAUGCAGACAUCAUUUUGAAAAAGGCAGAUCUCACUAUCCAGCCAAGGAAUGAGGUUCAGAGGGGUACAAAUGUGUCACUGACUUGUCUGGCAGAGGUCAGCUACAGUGCAAAGGCUCAUCCAAUCCACAAAUACAUGUUCUACAAAGAUUAUCAGCUAUUACAUACAGAAGAGACCAGUAAUACAGAGCUUCUCUACUCCAUAUCAGAUGCCAGAGUGGGUCACUCUGGGAAAUACAAAUGUGCUGUGGUCAUUGGGGAGCAAAAUAAGGACAGCAUUGGCAAAGACCUGACGGUGAAAGGUCUACAAACACCAGUCCUUUCAGUAGACAAAUUCACUGUGAGAGAAGGAGAUGUCAUUACUGCUGACUGUACUGCAGAGGGUGAAAUUGGUUCACUAAUGUUCUUCUUUAGAGAUGGAGAUAAUGAAAUCUACAUGGAGUCGACCAAUAAUCACCAAGUUCAGAAAAAGCUGUCUCUUUCUAAGGGAACUUCAAAUCUGUUUUGCAACUAUUUUAUUAAUCUAGGUGGCACAAUGUUACAGUCUAACGGAAGUAAUGUGAUCAGUGUUAAUAUUCAAGAGCUGGAGAUCACACCUUCAAUCACAGUUAAGCCAUUAACAAAUGUCAUUGAAGGUGACACCAUAAACUUUAGAUGCAAUGUGGAUAUGAUUCAACAGAAGAAUUCUGAUCUCAAAAUCAGUCUUGUCCAUGGACUUACCGUGCUCAGUUUUAACAUGACACAGAAGAAUUACACCAUGUCUGCUAAGGCAAAUGACUCUGGGGAAUUUGAGUGCAUUUCAAGCAUGGGUAAUAUUCAUAAGUCCUCCUCUGUGAACAUCACUGUAAAAGAGCUUUUCUCCAUGCCUGUCUUGAGCAUUACCCCACCCAAGGUGUUUGAGGGAGAACACUUCAACAUCAGAUGUCAUGUCAAGAGCUUUGCCUCAGAGAGAAUCCAAAAAGAUGACAUAAAGUACUCAAUAUUCAAAGACAAUACACCUAAAAUCAGCAAUGACAGAUACAGUGACACUGCAAGCAGAGCAACCAAUGGGAAAUAUAUGUGUUCGGCUAAAGCGAAUGGGAUUAUCAAAGAGAGCUGGGCUGAGAUAUUUGAAGCAAAAGUUCUUGUCUCAAAGCCUGAGAUCACUGUAGAUGGUCCUGUAAUCGUGGGUAAGCCGUUUUGGAUCACUUGCCACUCUGAGAAUGGAAGUCUGCCGAUUAAUUACACCCUGAAGAGAAACCACUUUAACGUGAACUGGACAGAGGAGUCUUACACUCAUAAUAAGUCUCGUUUUUUGGUCGAGAUAUCAACUCCUGCAGACAUCAGUAGUUAUUGGUGUGAAGCAAAAAAUAACGGUCCAGUUUCAGCCAAGAUGAGUGAAAGGCUGUAUGCGCAUGUAAUAGUUCCAGUAGGGAAGCCCUUACUCACAGUCCUCCCGGUACCAGGAAACAUUGAAGAGGGUCAAGAUCUGACACUUAUAUGUGGCAUUCCAAAAGGCUCUCCACCCAUCAGUUUUACCUUUUAUCGCAGCAUUCACACACUACUUCACAACAUCACAGUUCAAAGUAAUUCAUCCUCAUAUGUCCUGACUGCAGUGACCAGACAGGACAGUGGAUCGUACUACUGCAGGGCACUUAACUCAGCUGAGGAGGCGAGCAUGAGUGACCCCAUCACCGUUGAAGUGAGCCUGGCAACAUGGAAAAAGGCUUUGAUUGCUGUGUUCUGCAUGCUAUUAGUGGCCCCGCUGAUUCUUGUCUUUGCGAUGCGCUACAAGGCCAAGCGAGGUAAAAAAGAGAUGGCUGCUGAACUAUCAGUAAAGCCUGCAAGCCCUAAAUCAGAUGAGUCUCUAACCCUGAGUCUCACCCAUGAUUACCCUCACACAGACGCAGAGUGACACUUUGAUGCCCUGAAGGGGAAGGUGACCAAUGAGACAUAAAAUACUGUGACAUCACUUCCGGUCACCAAAAUUAAUUGGAGCAACUACAGAAUAUAGGCAAUAGUGAAGUAAAGGCUCCAAAAUUUGCAGGGGAAAAAAGAAAUAAAUUAUUAGAAAAAACAAAUCUUUUAGAACUUUCAGAUAAUUCUUCCUUUUUCAACAAGGAACGAACAGACUGUGUAUUGUUGAAAUAAGGGAUUCCUGAGGAUAAAAUGUCCCCUGUAGUUUGGAUGCUGUUAUGCAAACUUUUAUUGUUCAUUGUCUUUUAAAUGUCACAUUUUGCUACUACAUUGUUUACAUCUACUCUCCUUGCAACAACAGAACCAUUUUAAACUCAUUCAUAACACAGCAUUUUGACUCUUACAUUUACCUUAACAGCAUCUGAAUCACCCAUUUACUGUGUGCUUUUUUUGCUUGCAUGUUUUGUUGUUUCCAUCAUCAUGUGCUUGUAAAUAAUAUUGUUUAUUGGUUGAUUUGUGUGUUUGUUUCAUUCUAAAAGCCUCUUUGUAAGUGCUUUAUUUACUGUAAAGAACAACAAGUACAACAAAAAGAUUAUGUGUGUAUAUAUAUAUUGGUUUGCAUAUAAACUGAAAUUUGAUGCAAUUGUAGAUGAAUAAAAUGCUUAAAAUGUGGAAUUUCGCAAUUUGGAAUUUUUUCUUCCUUAUUUAAAGGUGAUGUGUAUAAUUUCUGCACCACUAGUGGCAACAAACCGAAUUGUAAAACUAAAGACCAUUUUCAAACUGGUGGUCCUGCCCGACACACUAUUUUUGGAGUUAAUGCUGAUAUGUUUCAAUUUUGAAGAUGCAACAGGACCGAAGUGGAUAGGAGAUUUUAAACACUGAAAAACAAAUUACACACAUAACCUUUAAAGACUAUUAAAAUAUGUCUUUCCCUCUGUUUUUCUUUUCUUUUAUAUUAACCUUCUUAGACUUGACAUCAACCAUGUUAAAUUUCUAUUUUGAGAUUAUAGCUUUGUUGAAGUUUUGUAUUCAAGGUCGAUCCCUGUUUUAAACAACUUUUGGGCGUGAAAGCAGCUAUUUCCUGCUUUUGUAAUUAUCUGGUGUACUGACCAGUAUCCAGUGUCCAGACCAAACUGUUUACCUCAGACAUACAGUACUCUAAAUGCAGGCCGCAGGCUGAGAAAAUACAUUGAUUGCAGCUAUGGUGAAAACAAUGCAAAUACAAGUCAAGCUGUUCCUGUUAGCUUAGACAUCACUUAGCUGACUAAUCCUUAACCAGUACAAACAGUGGACUUGAUUUAAAAUGCAGAAAGUCAAGUAUAUAGAUGUGGGAAAACUACAUUUGACUGAAAAUUCUAAAGCCCCUGGUGCUGAGAAUAAUAAAACCUCAGGAAACAGAAUUGACACGCUUGAAUCUACUAUUCUAGACCAUAAUGCUAGCAACACCACAAUAAAAAAGAAAUUCUAUUAGUUAUUACUACU
This is a messenger RNA of Xyrauchen texanus (razorback sucker), 3519 nucleotides long. It is a transcript of the gene pecam1b, whose product is annotated as platelet and endothelial cell adhesion molecule 1b. NCBI's taxonomy places the organism in Eukaryota, Metazoa, Chordata, Actinopteri, Cypriniformes, Catostomidae. Gene Ontology annotation, molecular function: transmembrane signaling receptor activity. The record is from RefSeq and is a predicted model, not a curated record. Gene Ontology annotation, biological process: cell surface receptor signaling pathway. The coding region runs from base 68 to 2035 and encodes 655 amino acids. The transcript is spliced from 12 exons.